Pygocentrus nattereri (red-bellied piranha) is the source of this 5280-nucleotide messenger RNA. It is a transcript of the gene spryd7a, whose product is annotated as SPRY domain containing 7a. Lineage: Eukaryota; Metazoa; Chordata; Actinopteri; Characiformes; Serrasalmidae. The coding region runs from base 3719 to 4222 and encodes 167 amino acids. The record is from RefSeq and is a predicted model, not a curated record. Gene Ontology annotation, molecular function: protein binding. The transcript has 7 exons.
GAGCCCGGCGGUCUAGUGGAAUAUUACGGCAUUGUUAUUAUUUGCUGUUAUUAUUUAUUUUCCCGCGCGGCUCCACGGUUCGACGUGCACGUCACAAUGGGCUUCGCGGCGCGUUCCAGCUCCGCCAGCGCUCCAAUCAAAGGAAAUGCUUACACGCACCGCAAAGGACGGCAGUGUCUCAGAAUUGUGCCAAUGACAGCUCUUCUCCACUGCUCCACCGAGGAAAUCAGCGCCGAGAUGGUGAAACGAGGGUCCACUGAGGCUCCAUCAGAUUUUGCAGGUCUCUCGUGGAACUGGGGUUUUUCUUACGUCCAACGCAACGAGACGUGGGCUUUCGGAGGAAAACACUCGGGAGAAACAUCCGAGCCUCCGGAAUGGCGAAGCGCGAUUCGGUCGUUUCCGUUCAACCUUCGGACAGAAGCUGUUAAAAGAAAAAUCUGAAACGCUGUUUCUGUGAAAUUCAGCCUUACGCAACGGCUCCGUCACGGCCAACGACUUUUCACUCGAUUAAAGUAAUAAAUAACGCGUCUAGUUUUAAAGCCUCCAGCGCAGCCAAGACCAAACCGAAACCUCUGCUCAUUAACAUCUGGCCAUUUGGACGUUUAACCCCGUAAACUGCGAGGGUCCCUAUGUAGGUCCACGCUUCAGGCCCUCACUCUCAUAACCACAAAACUUAGUUUCACACACUCUUAAAGGAGAUGUGUAAGAAAACGACGUGUUCUGUCUCCAACUGGACACAACCGCGCGCUCAGCUGGAGACCACACAUCAGUUUGAGCAAACUGUGUUGAAACAUUUCUUCCCCCAGUUAUGGAUUACAUGUAUGUCUGGGUCACUUUUCACACAGAAUGUCAGAAGCCACAGAAAGUGAUGAACGCGUCUCGCAAGUUGUUGUUUAACACAUUACUUUCUAGAGUGCAGUAGCACAAAAUAACCCAGCAGUCUGAGGAGUUAAACCAGGGGAACUGGUCCUGGAGGGCCGGUGUCCAGCAGAGUUUGGAGAUUUACACACCUCAGACAUACCUGAUCACACCCAUUUGCUGAUAGCCAGGUUUAGUGGGUGUGUUUGAGGCCUGUGAACACAGAGUUGUGCCUCCCUGAGUGAAACUCACGAUCUGGGUCCUUUAGCAUUCAUGCAGUCCUCAAAUCUGGAUCUCUUAUCCUUACUGUUGACUCGUUUGUGGCCAAAGAAAAAGAAAGAUGUGUCCAAUACUGGAAGUGACUCCUCGUUUUUAAUUUUGGCGCUCCAUUAGUUCUCACACCUUUACUACUGUUCAUCAAAUAUUCUGUCAAGAAACACAACAGAAUAAAACCGGUGGCCACAGGCAAAGGAUCGUGAACAUUAAGGGCCAGUUUCCCAGACCCAGACUAAAGCUAAGCCGACUAAGAAGAAUUAUUAAUGCUGAUCCACCACUGGCAAUUUAGUCCCAGGCCCAGGCCUUAGAAAAGGCGCCAAAGAAGAACCAUUUUAGUUUCUCGCAUUAGCAUUUACAUUAUGUGGAGGUUCUUUAAACCUACAAAACUAGUCCCAAAAGAACCUUCCACAUGAAAGUCCUUAAUGGAACCAGAAAUGGUUCGUCUGAGCAAAGAGCCCUUCCUGUCAUCUUUAAUUUUAGGAGUGUAGGCUUUCGUCACAUGUGAGCUCAUGGUGGGCUUUAUGCAGGGUCAAACAGAUUAAGGCAAGCACUAACACUCAGUGGUCUACCCAAGUCUAUACGUAACUUUUUUUGUGCUAAAUAAACGUGGACGGCUCCAACUUUGAGGCAGCAACAACAAAAACAUGAUAUUAUGUCUAUCGUGGCAACCUUUCAAAUGCGCGUGAGCCGUCAGCAUCUCAUAAAGUGUAAUAUGUUAUAAAAUGGCAUUUGAUGUCUCAUAAAGUGCGUUUUAGAGCAUCACAUGCUGCCGGUGCAGCGCCGGCGGCAGCUCUCUGCCUCCGUGUGAAUGAGAUGAGACAGAAAAAUGCACUGACAUGCUUUCGCUCCUUCACAGUGAAGCCUGGGAUGAACGGAUUGGAGUGAAGACGGAAACACAGAGCACCUAUCGUUUCAGAGAAGGGGAAAAAAAAAAGAAAAAACGAGAUGUCCUUGUUUCAGAGAUGAUGACUCAGCUGACACACACACACACACACACACACACACACACACACACACACACACACACACACACACUUGGGUCACUCCAUUUCAGGUUAGUGCAGGCUGAGUUAACCACAGAGCCGCUCUGUGCGCCUGCAGGUGCAUUAAAACGCUCCUAUAUACCGUCUUAUAAGCGCUACUACAACAUACACCUGAACAGUGAGCAUGCUCAAAAACAAACUUCUGAGACGGUCACGGCAGCUUAAUGGUUAAACCCGAGUACUUUCCCUCCGAAUGCAGGCUAUAGAUUCAGCACCUUUCCCCCUCUCUCAUGGCUCCGGUUCACUUUACUCGAUGAAGCUGAGGCGAAAUCCGGAGAGUAAUCUUCCAAGAAGACAGCAGGUCGUGUGCCAUUCAUCAAAAGACAAAUGCCCCGAGAUAAUCGCCUGUGUUGGCGCGACUUUCUCUAAAUAACUCGCUCAAUCACUCCCCCGAAGGGGCAGCAGCAGCACCCAACAACACCAAAGUAUGACUUGACAUCCAACAUCUGCUGCCUUUUGCCUUCCUGCGUCUUCUGUAGGCUAAAGGACGAAGCUGAACUCAGCUUUAAUCUCAAGCUUCUCGUUCGAAUUUUCCCGUUCCACCUUAAAUGGUUCACCGUUUAAGGUGGAACGAGAAGCUGACUUUAGCUUCCUAUACCAACACGACUAAACUUAUACCAAAUUUCACACCACAAGUAACCUGGCGAAGAAGAGGAGUGUUAAAAGGCGAGUGCAGAUAAGCUAACAGCUAAGUCGGCUUGGUAAAUAAACACAACUUGGUUAAAAAGAAGAUGACACCAGAAAUAUCGACACAGAAUAUUGACCUACUGUACCUUCUUUUGGUCCAUUUACCUUCUCAUCUGUUUACUGGUAACCCACCUAAAGAAAGACAGGAAAAAAAAAUAGAAGAGCCUUGUGAAUGGAGAGGUUUUUUGAAAAACGCUAAGAAAUUGUUUCUGCUAUCAGGGAAUCCCAUAAAACUACUGACGCCGUUUUUUCGAGGCAGGCGAUUUUUAUUGGACAGAAACGGCGCGCGCGCCAGUUACCAGGGCGAUUGUUGCUGUGCAGAUUUCAGAUCUCGUUGCUCGCCGAGUGUUCGUGGAGAGUUGCCGUUUGUGGGUGAACGUUAAACGGGGCAAAACUACCGAAUAAAAAACAUGUUUUUACAUCGACCGUUAAACCGUAACACGGCGAAUACGAGACUCUGGCAUAAUGUCGACCGAGUGUACGAACUCAGGCGCGGUUAGGAAGCGUUUCGUUUUUCCCCGCAGUCGGUCAUAUCGAGAGACUCCCUUACUUCCCUGGAGGUGUUGUUGCCAUGCAAAACUUAACGGUGGGAGCGAGCGGGCCUAAGUUAAGCUUUUAAGGUCACGCAGAUUUUGACACGACUUUAUUUCGCCUCCAUGUGUUUCUCCAUCUCUCUCAUCUCUCGCUCCCUCUUAAUCUCCACACACGAUCGUUUAUUCAAAUAAGCGCCACAACGCAACCUCCAAUCCAUUCUCUUUAUUUCGGUAUUGCAACUGCUUAGCAGUUCCUCCCUUCACAUUACUGUCCACCCUCAAAGGAACGGUUCACCGAAAAUCUAACGUACACCCUCCCAAAUGAUGUCGAUGGGUCAAGGGACCGAUGUUGUCAUUGUGAAAAGUGGGAGAAGAAUAUGUGGCACUGGUGGCUGCAUUGCAAAUGCUCCUCUCCAUCAAAACAAAAGCUACUUUGAGUUUAAGAUUCAGUCUACAGGUGUUUGGGGAGUAGGGGUAGCAACGCAGAAAGCUAACCUUAACCAGGUCCCACUGGGUAGGGAUGCACACAGCUUAGUGCUGAGGCAAGAUGGAACUGUGUACCAUAACAACGAGGAGAAGAAUCGGCUCCCAGCUAACAGUCUGCCGCAGGAAGGAGACAUUGUGGGUGUUACUUAUGACCACGUGGAGCUGAAUUUGUAUCUAAACGGAAAGAACAUGAACUGUCCAGCAUCAGGCAUUCGAGGAACAGUUUUCCCUGUAGUAUACGUGGAUGACAGCGCAAUAUUGGAUUGUCAGUUUAAUGACUUCUACCACGCUCCUCCACAAGGCUACCAAAAGAUUCUUUUUGAACAACAGAUAUUCUGAUCUUCGGGGGCACUCCAUGUACAUCAGCUUUCCAGUUGUCUGUUCCAGCUCAGAGAUGGAAAUUAAUCACUAUAUGUUUGUGAUUGUGUGGCUGAUGCUUUGCUCUCCUGGUUCAAAAGUGCAACAUGCCAGUGUUAUGUUUUCAGUGAUUUUUGCUCAUGUAGAAUUGAUCCAUAUUGGCAGUCAGAACACUCCUUAUUUGCCCUGUUUUAUGUACUCAACGAUUUUUAUUUGCAUUGUUUAAUUUAAAUUUAUAUUCCUUCAAAUGUCUGGCACCUUGCUUUAGACUACACACAAUUUGCUGCUUUAAAAAAAACCAUCUUACGUGCAUUUGAUUGAUGUAAUGCAAUCUUGUUAUGAAUUCUUGAAUGUUUGACCGACAUCAGGGGUAUAAUUAUUUUGAAUAUUACAACUGACAAUUACAGCUGACCAUUACAGCUGACUGACAGUCUCUGUCAAAAAGUAAAAGAUGUAAUGAUCUUGCAGUAUUGUUAGAUGCUUUCCAAUGGAAAUAAAGCAAAACCAAAUCCAAAAUAUUUUAUUCUGUAUAUUUAUGUUGGGCAAAAAAAAUCUGGAAUGAAAAUGUUUAUACUGUAGUUGUUUCACUGUUGCAGCCAUAUCUCAAUGCAAGGGUUUUUGUUUGUUUUUUGUAACACCCACCAAAAACCAUGUAUUUACUAGAUAUCAGUUCAUCUAACUUUAUCAUAGUUCACUACAUUUUCCAUGUUGUCUAACUUUCCUCUUAUUCUGUAUUAUGAUGAGAUUCUUUCCCUAACUUUGCUUGACUGACAUGUUGUAAUAAAGAAAGUUAUAAGACAUAUUAUGUGGGGUUAAGAAAAGAAAGACGUAGUGCCUAUACUGAGUAUUUUAUACGCGGAGUGAGAUGUCCUAUUAGAUUUGGUUUUAAGUUAUGCUGUUUUUGUUCUGAAAUGUAUUACAUGUAAAAAAAAUAGCCUGUCAUGUGAUGUCCAUUAAUUUGUAUGCACUAAUCGUUCAUGUUAUUUGUGUGAUAUUUGUUGGUAAAGUAAUAAAGAUAAAUAAAUUGCUCUUUGGUAGAA